Molecule: messenger RNA, 1730 nt
Organism: Alosa alosa (allis shad)
Lineage: Eukaryota; Metazoa; Chordata; Actinopteri; Clupeiformes; Clupeidae
Gene: serpinh1a
Product: serpin peptidase inhibitor, clade H (heat shock protein 47), member 1a
Exons: 5
Coding region: 181-1653 (490 amino acids)
Biological process (GO): negative regulation of endopeptidase activity; collagen fibril organization
Cellular component (GO): endoplasmic reticulum
Molecular function (GO): serine-type endopeptidase inhibitor activity
Source: RefSeq, a predicted model, not a curated record
ACGUGCACAACUAAAGGAACUCAUCUUCACAUUUCUGCCCUAACUUCCAGAAUUUUCCACAUCCCGGUAUAAAGAUCGUGGGGAAAAUCAUCCUGUCUGGAAGUGGAUGCUCAGGAAGUCCAGGGUGUCAGAGAAGGUCUGCAAGUUUACGGUCCCACCACUCGCCCACUCCCUGCACUCAUGUGUGUUAAGAGUCUCCUCGUCCUGGGCCUGUUGGUCAUCUUCGUCAUGGCUGCUGAGAAGAAGCCCGCUGCUGUGGGGAAGAAACCAGCUGCCACCAGCGCUCAGAAGAAACCAGCUGCCACCAGCGCUCAGAAGAAGGCCCCUGCUGCUGCUCCUGCGGACAAGAAGGCCCCUGCUGCGGCCCCUGCUGCUGCCACCUCUGAGAAGAAGGCCCCUGCUGCUGCCACCUCUGAGAAGAAGGCCCCUGCUGCUGCUGCUGCUGCUGCUGCUGCUGCCGACAAGAAGGAUGGUGCUGAGAAGAAGAAGGAGGAGAAGCCUCUGAGUAGCCACGCCUCCAUCCUGGCGGACAGCAGCGUGGGUCUGGCGUUCAGCCUGUACCAGCACAUGGCCCAGGAGAAGGGUGCGGAGAACAUCCUCAUCUCGCCUGUGGUGGUGGCCAACUCGCUGGGCCUGGUGGCGCUCGGCGGGAAGUCCUCCACGGCCUCUCAGGUGCGGACCGUGCUCAGCAACGACCGCGUGGAGGACGAGCGGCUGCACGCCGGGCUGGCCGAACUGCUGGCGGAGGUGAGCGACGCGACGCAGCGCAACGUCACCUGGACGAUCAGCAGCCGCCUCUACGGGCCCAGCUCAGUCAGCUUCACCGACGGCUUCGUCAAGGGCAGCAAGAAGCACUACAACUUCGAGCACUCCAAGAUCAACUUCCGCGACAAGCGCAGCGCUGUGAACUCCAUCAACGAGUGGGCAGCCAAGUCGACCGACGGAAAGCUUCCGGAAGUUACCAAGGACGUUGACAAGACGGAUGGAGCCAUGAUCAUCAAUGCCAUGUUCUAUAAACCUCACUGGGACGAGCAGUUUCACCACAAGAUGGUGGACAACCGCGGCUUCCUUGUGUCUCGCACUCUGAAACUCUCCCUUCCCAUGAUGCACCGCACUGGUAUGUAUGGCUUCCACGAGGACACCGAGAACAAGCUGUUCGUCCUGAACAUGCCCCUUGCCCACAAGAAGUCGUCCCUGGUGCUCAUCAUGCCCUACCACGUGGAGCCCCUGGAGCGUCUCGAGAAGCUGCUGACCAGCAAACAACUGGACACGUGGAUUAGCAAACUUGAGGACCGAGCUGUGGCAGUUUCCCUCCCCAAAACCAGCAUUGAAGUCAGCCACAACCUUCAGAAACACCUCGGUGAGCUGGGCCUGAGUGAUGCGGUGGACAAAACGAAGGCCGAUCUGUCGCACAUCUCGGGGAAGAAGGACCUGUACCUGUCCAACGUGUUCCACGCGUCGGCCAUGGAGUGGGGCACCGAGGGCAACCCGCCCGACACCAGCGUCUACAACACGGACAAGCUGCGCAGCCCCAAGCUGUUCUACGCUGACCACCCCUUCAUCUUCCUGGUCAAGGACACCAAGACCAACGCUAUCCUCUUCAUCGGCAGGAUGGUCCGGCCCAAGGGAGACAUCAUGAGAGACGAGCUAUAACCUGGGUGUGUGUGUGAGUGUGUGCGCCGGCAUUUGUGUGUGUUUGUGAGCGUGUGUGAGAUAGUGAGUGUUUGUGU